Suillus discolor is the source of this 291-nucleotide messenger RNA. RefSeq lists its product as uncharacterized. The transcript has a single exon. The coding region runs from base 15 to 197 and encodes 60 amino acids. The record is from RefSeq and is a predicted model, not a curated record. NCBI's taxonomy places the organism in Eukaryota, Fungi, Basidiomycota, Agaricomycetes, Boletales, Suillaceae.
GUUUAACCACUAUUAUGAGGGCACCGCCCUCAUUCUUUGGUUAUCAAAUUUUUGCCGCCCUUGUUCUCACGAGCUCUGCUUGCAACUCGAGGGACAUGAUGACCUUGCCACUGCACUACCAGCUUGUGUCGUCGGGGGUUCCUUUUUUAAGGAGUUCUUUGUCUCUUUGCUCUGUGCGUCACUCUGUAGUCCUUUGACUACUUAUGGCCCUGAGCAAACAGAUCAUAGGCUCUUGGUAGAUUUAUAAUUGUAUUUUACAUUUGUUGCAAUAAAUGCAGUUGGUUCUCGAAA